CUCCCUCGCGCCUGGCCCUGUGGCUCUUCCUCCCUCCCUCCCUUCCCUCCCCCCACCCCACCCCUCGCCCGCUGCCUCCCUCGGCCCAGCCAGCUGUGCCGGCGUUUGUUGGCUGCCCUGCGCCCGGCCCCGCCGCGACGGAGAUGCCCCAGCUGGAGCCCACGCCAGGCUCGGCUCUCAGUCCAGCAGGCGUGCGCGGUGGCGCCCAGCGUCCCAGCCACCUCCCGGGCCUCUUGCUGGGAUCUCAUGGCCUCCUGGGGUCCCCGGUGCGCGCGGCCGCUUCCUCGCCGGUCACCACCCUCACCCAGACCAUGCACGACCUCGCCAGGCUCGGCAGCGAAACCCCAAAGAGUCAGGUAGGGACCCUGCUCUGCCGCAGCCGCAGCCGCCUUACGCGCCUAUCCGUGUCUCGACCGGCAUCCGAAUCCUCCCUGACGUCUGAAUCCUCCGAAUCUUCUGAUGCAGGUCUCUGCAUGGAUUCCCCCAGCCCUAUGGACCCCCAGAUGGCAGAGCAGACCGAGCAGUUUGCCAUCAGACGCUUCCAGUCUAUGCCGGAUGGAUUUGUCUUCAAGAUGCCAUGGAAGCCCACACGUCCCAGCUCCAUCCAUGCUCUGGCAGAGUGGGCCAGCCGCAGAGAAGCCUUUGCCCAGAAACCCAGCUCGGCCCCCGACCUGAUGUGUCUCAGUCCUGAGCGGAAGAUGGAAGUGGAGGAGCUCAGCCUCCUGGCCUUAGGUCGCUUCUCUCUGACCCCCGCAGAGGGGGAUACUGAGGAAGACGAUGGAUUUGUGGACAUCCUAGAGAGUGACUUAAAGGACGAUGAUGCAGUUCCCCCAGGCAUGGAGAGUCUCAUUAGUGCCCCACUGGUCAAGACCUUGGAAAAGGAAGAGGAACAGGACCUCGUCAUGUAGAGCAAGUGCCAGCGGCUCUUCCGCUUUCCGUCCAUGCCCUGCAGCAUGAUCCGGCCCAUUCUCGAGAGGCUGGAGCGGCCCCAGGACAGGGACAUGCCCGUGCAGAAUUAGUGGAGGCGGAGCGUGACCCCUCCUGAGGAGCAGCAGGAGGCUGAGGAAACUAAAGCCCGCGUCCUCUGCUCAGAAUCACUGUGUCACGAUGAGAUCCAGAAUCUCCUGGACAGUGACCAUCGAGAGCUGAUUGGAGAUUACUCUAAGGCCUUCCUCCUACAGACAGUAGAUGGAAAGCAUCAAGACCUCAAGUACAUCUCACCAGAAACGAUGGUGGCCCUGUUGACGGGCAAGUUCAGCAACAUCGUGGAUAAGUUUGUGAUUGUAGACUGCAGAUACCCCUAUGAGUAUAAAGACGGGCACAUCAAGACUGUGGUGAACUUGUCCCUGGAACGCGACGCCAAGAGCUUCCUGCUGCAGAACCCCAUCACACCCUGUAGCCUGGACAAGAGAGUCAUCCUCAUUUUCCAAUGUGAAUUCUCAUCCGAGCGUGGGCCCCGCAUGUGCCGUUUCAUCAGGGAACGAGACCAUGCUGUCAACGACUACCCCAGCCUCUACUACCCCGAGAUGUAUAUCCUGAAAGGCGGCUACAAGAAGUUCUUCCCUCAGCUCCCGAACUUCUGUGAACCUCAGGACUACCGGCCCAUGAACCAUGAGGCCUUCAAGGAUGAGCUAAAGACCUUCCGCCUCAAGACUCGCAGCUGGGCUGGGGAGCGGAGCCGGCGGGAGCUCUGUAGCCGGCUGCAGGACCAGUGAGGGGCCUGCGUCAGUCCUGCUACCUCCCUUGCCUUUCGAGGCCUGAAGCCAGCCGCCCUAUGGGCCUGCCGGGCUGCCGGCCUGCUGCAGGCCUCAGGUGCUGUCCAUGGGAAAGAUUGUGUGGGUGUCCUGCCUGUCUGCCCCAGCCCCGAUUCACCUGUGUCAUCCCAUCAUUUUCCAUAUCCUGGUGCCCCCCACCCCUGGAAGAGCCCAGUCUGUUGAGUUAGUUAAGUUGGGUUAAUACCAGCUUAAAGGCAGAAAAAAAAAAAAGAAAAAUGUAAAGUACUUUUUUUUUUUUUUUUUGAGGUGGAGUCUUGCUCUGUCGCCCCGACUGGAGUGCAGUGGCGUGAUCUCGGCUCACUGCAAACUCCGCCUCCCGGGUUCAUGCCAUUCUCCUGCCUCAGCCUCCCCAGUAGCUGUGACUACAGGCACCCGCCACCACGCCCGGCUAAUUCUUUUGUAUUUUUUUAGUAGAGACGGUGUUUCACCCUGUUAGCCAGGAUGGUCUCGAUCUCCUGACCUCGUGAUCCGCCCGCCUCGGCCUCCCAAAGUGCUGGGAUUACAGGCGUGAGCCACCGCGCCCGGCCUGGAAAGUACUUCUGAUUGGUUGCAGGCCACUCCUUCAUUUACAUAAUGUGUAACCAAGUAAACAAUGGAAAACCUCUAGAGGAAAUUUAAACCCCAGAAAAUUCUGUAACCAGUGCUCUUGAGCCACUUGCUCCAGCCUGCUCCUACUCUGUGGAAAGUACUUUCAUUUCAGUAAAUCUAUGCUUUCAUUGUUUCAUUCUUUCCUUGCUUUGUUUGUGCAUUUUGUCCAAAUCUUUGUUCAAAAUGCCAAGAACCUAGACGACUUGUAGUCAAGACCCUGCACUGGUAACAGUUGCACAUUUCUUAUUUAGUUAAUUCCUAGGUAUUAUUUUUUUUUAUUGUUAAUGUAAUGCCUUUUAAAAAUCCACUAUUUUGUAAAUAACAAAAAAUAUUUUGGGAAAGCUUUAAGUGUAUCAUCUUCUAGAAAAUAAUUUCCCUCCCACCCCAAAUUCUGCUUGAUUAUAUGAUUAUAUGUCUUCAUUUAAAAAUGUUACUAAUAAAGCAGUAGAAGAAAAAACCUGG
Messenger RNA from Symphalangus syndactylus (siamang), 2825 nucleotides. RefSeq names its product M-phase inducer phosphatase 2-like. Gene Ontology annotation, molecular function: protein tyrosine phosphatase activity. Lineage: Eukaryota; Metazoa; Chordata; Mammalia; Primates; Hylobatidae. The record is from RefSeq and is a predicted model, not a curated record. Gene Ontology annotation, cellular component: cytoplasm; nucleus. Gene Ontology annotation, biological process: G2/M transition of mitotic cell cycle; protein dephosphorylation; positive regulation of G2/M transition of mitotic cell cycle.